AUGGCUACUGUCAAGACUUUGAGGGUAGGCGUGGAUGUAGGGGGUACAAAUACCGAUGGUGUGAUUAUCGAUCCAACAAGAGCACACGAAGAGGAUCGUGGAAUUGUAGCAUGGCACAAGGCCCCGACGACAUUGAAUCCCAGCCAUGGAAUUACGAACGCAAUCACUUCCAUGUUCGAAUCCGUAUCCAUAGAUCCAAGAUCCAUAGCCAGCGUAACCAUCGGAACAACUCACUUCGUCAACGCCGUAGUGACAAGAGACUCAACACGCCUCUCCACGGUCGCAGUCCUUCGUCUCUCUUCUGCCUAUAGCAAAUACGUCCCCCCCUGCUUAGACUGGCCGGCGUCUUUGCGCAACAUAGUCCUCGGCCACUACGCGCUCGUAAAGGGUGGGCUAGAGGUCGAUGGCAGUCUAAUUUCCGAUAUCAAGGAACAAGAGAUAGUGGAGCAAUGUAGGAUCAUCAAAGAGAAGAAAAUCCAAAGCAUCGUCAUUAAUGGGGUCUUCAGUCCAAUAGACACCAUUGAGAAGCAGGAGGAACUAGCAGCUGAGAUUGUCAAACGCGAGCUAGGAGAACAAGUCGAUAUCGUCCUUAGUAAGACAGUUGCAAAUCUUGGCUUCAUCGAACGCGAAAAUGCCGCCAUCUUGAACGCAUCUAUCCUGUCAUUUGCGCGCAAAACAAUUGCUUCGUUCCAGGAUCCAAUUAGGAGGCUUGGGCUGAAUUGUCCUGUCUUCAUCACUCAGAACGAUGGGACGAUAUUGAGUGGUGAAGCCGCAUCUCGUUUACCUAUUCGCACCUUCUCUUCCGGACCAACGAACAGCAUGCGCGGUGCUGCAUAUCUCAUCGGCCAGAAGCUCAAUGAGGCGAUAAUGGUGGUCGACAUGGGUGGCACAACUACCGAUGUCGGCUUGUUGCUGGCGAACGGAUUCCCGAGACAGCAGGCAGCUUAUUCGGAACUAUCAGGCGUGAGAAUGAACUUUUCCUACCCGGAUGUCAAGAGCAUUGGUUUAGGAGGUGGGAGCCUGGUGAGACGAUUGGAUGGACAGCUCCGGGUUGGACCAGAGUCUGUGGGUUAUCAACUGCCAGAAAAAGCACUGGUAUUCGGUGGUGCUGUACCGACAGCUACAGACUACACUGUUGCUGCUUCAUCAGAGGUGAGGAUAGGCGAUACCGAUAAAGUACGCGGAAAAGUACAAGAGACCGACAUUCAGGACUUCAAGAAGGAAGUUCAAGAUAUGCUCGAGAGGAUAAUCGAUACGAUGAAGACUGCACCCGAAGAUAUACCAGUCUUGCUUGUCGGAGGCGGUGCGGUCAUAGCCCCAGACAGUUUAAGAGGCGCAAGUCGAGUUCUCAAGCCUCAGUGGUCAGGGGUGGCCAACGCCAUUGGCGCAGCCAUGGCACGAGUAAGUGCCCUCGUCGACACUGUAAAGUCAACCGAGACACAUACCUCCAAGGAGAUACUCGCGGACAUCUGCGAAGAAGCCAAGCAAAAGACCAUCGAGGCCGGAGCUUUGGCAGACUCUGUCACCAUCGUCGAGGUUGAAGACUUGCCUUUACAGUAUGUGGCGAACAAAUCGCGCUUCAUUGUUCGAGCGGCAGGCGAUUUCGACUUUUCGCGGGCAAGUGACUUCACGGACCUGAACGUCACCAGGGAUGGAGAGGUCUCCUCUGCAUUCGAGGAGGACGCCACGAAAGAUGACAUUGCUAUUCCAUCUGACGACGUCCCCCCGGUUGAAGACCAAACACUGCUAGAGGUCGACAUUGUCACGUACAAGCCAAAAGUUAUCAAUCGCGAAUGGUGGAUAUCGGAAACCGAUCUCAACUGGAUCUCGACAGGUUGUUAUAUUCUAGGAACUGGCGGCGGAGGCUCCCCGUAUUCGACGAUGCUGCGGGUACGGGGGAUAUUACGGGCGGGUGGGAAAGUACGCGUGAUCAGUCCGGACGAUCUGAGAGACGAUGAUCGAGUAGGAUGCGGUGGCGGUGCUGGUAGUCCCACUGUAGGUAUUGAAAGGCUACCUGCUGAUGAGAUGAUGGAUGCGCAGACCCAUCUUUACGAGCUGUAUAAGGGUGGAGCCGCCACGCACAUUAUACCCUUGGAGAUCGGUGGGAUGAACGGUCUGCAAGGUCUUGUACUGGGUGCAUCAACUAAUAUGAACAUUCCAUGCGUGGAUGCCGACUGGAUGGGUCGAGCGUAUCCCACGAAAUGGCAGACCACACCUGUUGUAUUUGGUGAGCGCGAGAUUGUCUUUGCGCCAGUUGCUGUGGCAGAUGGCAACGGAAAUACACUAUACAUGGGGUCAGCGACGAGCGAUCUGAAAGUCGAACAAGUCAUAAGAGCAGCACUCAGCCAAAUGGGCAGCGGUGUUGGGACUGCGGAUGCACCGGUCACUGGGGCCGAGACAAGAAGGUGGGCUGUUGAACACACAAUCUCUUUAUCAUGGCGCAUUGGUCGAGAAGUCGCACGCGCUAGAAAGGAGAAUCGCAUCGAAAAUGUUGCAGAAGCCAUUAUUGAUGCUGUAGGAGGAUCCGAUACCGGGCGUGUCCUCUUCAAAGGCAAGAUCGUAGGUGUGGAGCGCAGGCUUUACAUGGGACAUGUUUAUGGUGAAGUAGUUAUCGAGGGGGCAGAUGCCAAGUACCACGGACGCAUCAAAGUGCCCUUCAAGAACGAGAACAUUGCCGCGAUACACAUACCUCAAAGCGGAGAGACCAAGGCUGGAGAAGAAAAGAACGAGGAUGUACUGGCCAUCGCACCAGACUUGGUAGCAGUCAUCGAUGCACAGAAUGGCGAGGCCAUUGGAACUCCUGAGUAUAGAUAUGGCCUACUAGUUUCAGUGAUUGGCAUUACUGCUAGUGAGCGUUGGACCAGCCCCAGAGGUGUUGAGCUCGGAGGUCCAAAUGCCUUCGGGCUACACCAUUUGGAUUAUCGACCGUUGGGCAAGUUUGUGAAACCAGUCAGCGUGAUUGACGAAUAUGAUGGGCAGGCCUGA
Messenger RNA from Plenodomus lingam JN3, 2985 nucleotides. RefSeq lists its product as uncharacterized. The record is from RefSeq and is a predicted model, not a curated record. Gene Ontology annotation, molecular function: 5-oxoprolinase (ATP-hydrolyzing) activity. Gene Ontology annotation, cellular component: cytosol. Gene Ontology annotation, biological process: glutathione metabolic process. Lineage: Eukaryota; Fungi; Ascomycota; Dothideomycetes; Pleosporales; Leptosphaeriaceae.